This is a messenger RNA of Dunckerocampus dactyliophorus (ringed pipefish), 13712 nucleotides long. RefSeq names its product serine/threonine-protein kinase WNK3 (gene wnk3). Gene Ontology annotation, cellular component: cytoplasm; cytosol. Gene Ontology annotation, molecular function: protein serine/threonine kinase activity; potassium channel inhibitor activity; chloride channel inhibitor activity. The record is from RefSeq and is a predicted model, not a curated record. Bases 939 to 9908 code for a protein of 2989 amino acids. Lineage: Eukaryota; Metazoa; Chordata; Actinopteri; Syngnathiformes; Syngnathidae. The transcript is spliced from 25 exons. Gene Ontology annotation, biological process: positive regulation of potassium ion import across plasma membrane; protein phosphorylation; monoatomic ion homeostasis.
AACCGUUUUUUCGGUCAGGCUCUAGCUGACGAUGACGAUGAUGACCCUGUGGCAAGUGUGCAUUAUCAAGCGGCUCUGUCUUCACACAAGGAGUCCAACGUUGUAAACAGUACUGCUAAAUGACAUUAUUGGCCUACCCGUGAAUGGACAGUCGCGGAGCUCGGAGUCGAGUAGUCUAACGAGUAGACAACAGUAAAGCGACGGCGGCGGGAAUCGUGUGAAGAAGCGGACUACCAGGGGAGCUCCGCGGACGUCUGUCACCGAGACUCGACGACUCAUCUUCGGAUUGGAUUGUCAAGCCUUCAGCAACCGCCUUGAGAAUACAGGGAGUCCAGACCGAACAUCCAUUGGACUUUUUUUUACGCUUUUCUAAAAAAUACAUAUAUUUUGUAGGCGUCAAGCCAAGUGUAAACAUCGCGUAGUAAAUAGGAACAGUAUUCCGCAUUUCAACCAUUUGUGCUCUGUUUUUCAACCAAGAAAGUCAUCACAGGACGGGACGAGAUGUUACAUUCGGGCUUCUCGUGAAGAUAUUGACUCAGCACUUGGAACUAGAAGGACUGUGGCUCUCCCAGCAGGCGCGUGAAAAGACUGCUGCUUUAGUGCGUUAAUAAGGCCUUGAAGGUGUGCUGUUUACUUGGCUUAGUGAUGGACUCAAGUGCAUUGUGAUGAAAAUGUGGAAGAUGCUGCAAAGGAAAGGGAGAUCAUAAGCUGUUCUCAUGUGGUCUCGUUCUUUUUAUGUGGAUUCUGUAAGGUACUGAAGACAUACAGAGAGUGAGGAAAGUAGGGAAAGGACCACAGUUAACCUUCAUAAGAUACCUGUAGGACAGAAAGAAAGACAUCUGGUCAACCGGGAUCAAGAGCGAACAAAGAGACAGAGAGACGGCGACUGGCGGAGAAGGAAAGGUGUGGAGGAGGUCUCGGAGGAGCGAAAAUUCUCCAUGGCUACAGACCCAGGAGAGCCCACGGGCACACAGCAAUCCUCUGAUAAACCAGAUGGUCAGAAGGAGGAGGACCUGGACCAGGAGGGUAGUUCCAACACGCAUAGGGACAGGACAUGCAGCACCCCCGCGGGCUUCCUCCCAUCCCAGCCUCAGGAGAGGAGAAGGACAGGAGGAAAGGAUGGAGGAGGAGAAGCUCAUCAGGAGGGUAUGGUGACCCCAGUCAAAUCAGUUUUCUUCUCAACGCCCACCUUGCCAGUUGACACAGGCCAGAAAUGUCUUAGGAGAGAGAAGCGCUUCUUCAGGAAGAGUGUGGAGAUCUGUGAGGAGGAGGAUGAGGUGGUUCUCCCAGAAGCCCCCCACAGUGCACCUCACUUGGAGCUGUGCUCCUUUGACCCAGUCUUCACAACCAAUUUCCCACAGGGAGGAGCUGUGUCCUGCGCUGCCAUGGGCCAGGAUCCGUCCUGCCCUGGCGGCCAGGAGCCUGGCAGGGGUGGCCCUCCUUCCUCACCCACCCUACAAGGAAAGGAGAGAGACCGUGAAGAGGAGGAGGCGGAGAUGAAAGCUGUGGCCACUUCUCCUGGUGGCAGGUUCUUGAAAUUUGACAUUGAACUGGGCAGAGGAGCCUUCAAGACCGUGUACAAAGGCCUGGACACGGAAACCUGGGUGGAGGUGGCUUGGUGCGAACUUCAGGACCGCAAGCUGACCAAGGCCGAGCAGCAGCGCUUCAAGGAAGAAGCAGAGAUGCUAAAGGGGCUCCAACACCCAAACAUUGUGCGCUUCUAUGACUCUUGGGAAUCUGUACUUCGUGGAAAAAAGUGCAUUGUACUGGUCACUGAACUCAUGACCUCAGGAACACUCAAAACUUACCUGAAGCGCUUCAAGGUAAUGAAGCCCAAGGUGCUGAGGAGCUGGUGUCGACAAAUCUUGAAGGGCCUUCACUUCCUUCACACCAGAACCCCUCCCAUAGUCCACAGGGACCUCAAAUGUGACAACAUCUUCAUCACGGGCCCCACUGGGUCUGUCAAAAUAGGUGAUCUGGGACUCGCUACCCUCAUGAGGACCUCAUUCGCCAAGAGCGUCAUAGGAACCCCAGAGUUCAUGGCUCCAGAGAUGUAUGAGGAACACUAUGAUGAGUCUGUGGACGUCUACGCCUUUGGGAUGUGCAUGCUGGAGAUGGCUACAUCCGAAUAUCCCUACUCCGAGUGUCAAAAUGCCGCUCAGAUUUAUCGCAAAGUGACAAGCGGUAUAAAACCAGCAAGCUUUGAUAAAGUGAAUGACCCAGAGAUUAAAGAGAUCAUUGAAGGUUGUAUACGUCAGAACAAGAGCCAGAGACUGUCCAUCAGAGACCUCCUAAAUCACGCGUUUUUUGGUGAGGACACAGGGGUCCGAGUGGAGCUAGCAGAGGAAGACACAGGCACCCAAGAAUGUUUGGCUCUAAGGAUUUGGGUUGAGGAGCCCAAAAAGCUGAAGGGGAAACACAAAGAUAAUGAGGCCAUUGAGUUUAGCUAUGACCUGGAGAACGACAGCGCCGAGGAAGUGGCUCUGGAAAUGGUAAAGUCUGGCUUCUUCCACGAGAGUGAUGCCAAGGUGGUGGGGAAAUCCAUUCGGGACAGAGUGAAUCUAAUAAAAAAGUCACGGGAGCGGCGGCAGCAGCAGCUGCUCCAACAGCAGCAAGGCUUUGAAGAAAGACGGGACUCCACUGUAACAUCUUAUACACGUCCAUUCUGCCCAUCUUCACUGGGGCCAGGGGCAACUGGACUGACUGGUGGAGGAGGUGGACACGAAUCUGAGGACCCACCUCAAGUGGAGCAGCAUGUCAGGCUGCAGAAUGUUGUCGGAGGGGCAACACUAUGCCUGCCAGGGGAGAGCCUUGGGUCUGCCAGCUGUGAAUCUUAUGCACAUGGACAGAGCCAGUCAAACUCUCAGCCAGGGGAAUCAUUCGCCCUUGCUCAAACUUCUCAGCCCAUGACUACAUGUGAACAGCAGACACAAUGCACAGGAACACUGGCCAAUCCUCCGAGGCUCCCAUCUGGUGAAGGCGGAGGCGUUCCAAGUGUCCCUGUUGGCCACAGUGUCAGUCUGUCCAGUAUGUCCAUCGGUCAAAGCGGAGGGCCACCUGUUGGUCAGACGUUUCUUCAGCCCACCACCAUGGUUCCACAGGUAUCACCAAGUAUACCUCAGCAAUAUUUUCAGUCACAAACAUUCCCAUCAGAUGCAUUUCAAACCGUCACACCCCAUGGGUUGUCGGCCCCAUCACAGUCAUACAUCACCCCUGUCCUCACUUCAUCUAUAUCCCUCAGUGAUCCUGCCGGGCUAGCAGGGACCAUUGUUGCCCCCAUUCAGCAGCCCCAGGCCACUCCCAUGCAGCUAACUGACAUCAUUCGCCAGCCAGCACCCCAACAAACACAACCUGUCAUGAUCCCUCCGAUAGGGGUCCAGACAGCCUGCCUUCAGCAGCAGCAAAUGGACAUUCAAGUUGCUUUGGCAGAGCAACGUGUUAGCGCCACUCAGCCUACAGUAGGACAGCAUCCACAGAACCUUUCAGCUAUAGCUGUCCACAAACAUCAAAAUGAGCCUCUGCAGCAGGUCUGUGUACAGCAGACCCUUCCACCAACCCAACAGGAGCAAACGGCAUUAGCAGGUAUGCAGCAGCAAGCUUUGCCAUUACCACAGCCAGGAGAACAUUCUCAACCAACUAGGGAUCCUUGUGACCAGACUAUCAUACAAACACAGCAGCAGAAACAGAAAACUUUGUUACAACUGCAGGAACAGCAGCAGGUUUUCCAGCUUGAGCCACAUCAAGGUUACAUCCCACUUGAUCAGCAACCAGUCCAACUACAACAGCAGCAACUGGAGCAGAAGCAAGCCCUUGUGCAUAAGCAAUUAUUAGAUCAGCAACAAGUUUAUAUUCAACAGCAGCAGCAUCAAGCCCUGCCGGAGCAAGCACUUUUGCAACAUCAUUUAGAGCAACAGCAGCAGAAACCUGUGUAUCAACAAACUCAGGCAAGAGUACAUGAAGAUCCACUGAUGAAACAGCAAACUAGACAGCAAGAACCUGUGGUGCAUCAGCAGCCCCAGCAGGCUCAACAACAAACUUUCUUACAACAGCAUUUGCAGCAAAAUCUUGUCUUACAACAGCAGCAACUACAACAGAAGCAACAACAAAUCCAUCAACAAGCUCGACUGCAACAGCAACAAGAUGUUCUGCCCCAGCAACAGGCUCUAUUACAACAACAAAUCAAAGAGCAGCAACACCAUGCUGCCAUUGUUCAACUUAAGCAAACAGAAAAACAAGAGGCUGUUCCACGGCAGCAGGUACAACAGCAAGCUGCACUGAUCCUCCAGGAGCAGAUGCACGCUGCUCAGUCUGAGCAUGCUACGCCAGCUUCAUUGAAUCCUCACAUCCCAGCUGGAGCUGAAGUCAUUCAGAACAAAACUCAUAUUUCCCCCCAGGCCCCGGUUACCAUGGUUGUACAGCCUGCUCAGAUGUCUCUCCCGAUUUCAGCUCAAGCCCUCUCCCAACAAGGACAAAUUGAAGCUCAUAUUCAGAACAGAAUCCAGGUACCAGUCCAGUUUAUAAGUCAGUCUACAACUCAAGCAGCGGCAACUAUGAUUGAUGUCACUCAUAUGGUUGGAACUACCCAAGGACAGGCACAAGUAGUCAUCCAAGACCAGAAACAUCAGAAUAGUUAUCCUGAACGUACUUCAACUGUGAACCAAGGGUCUGCUCAGACCAUAAUUCAAACUCAGGCUUUACAGCAGGUAGUUAACCAGACCCAACUAGUUCAUAACCAAAACUCAUCUGCUAACACACAUGUCAUGGGCCAACAAAGCAUACCUGCUAUCCAACCUCCAGCUGCCACCAAUUCUAGUCAUGUACAGCAUGAGACUCUUGUUCACCAUAAGGUUCAAAUACCAGGAGUAGUGGAGCCUCAACUUCAGCAGCAAACUCAAAUCCAACCCCUUGUCAAGGUGCAAGGUCACACUGCCGCAGCCCUUUUGACUUCUCAGUAUGGCCCUCAGGCCACCUACCAAAGUCCACCACUUUUACAGCAGGGAAUAGUUGCACAGCAACCAGUGGCACAGUAUCAGCAGGUUGCUAUGGCUCCUGGCUUAGCUGGAAGUGUUGGAACCAAUACAGCCAGUCUCAGUUCUGUAGAUCCUGCAAGCGUUGUCACCACUGCAGUCAAUAUCCCAGUGUCACAUCCAGUGGUCCUGGCCCAGCAGCAACCUUUAGGAAGCACUGCAGUAUACUCUGUAAUUCAGCCCAUCUCCCAGGCACAGCUACUGAUGCUUUCUCAAGUUCAACAACCAACAGCCAUAGCAUGUCCAAAGCAACAAUUGCCUUCAGUCAUCCAGUUACCAGUGGAACCCAUCUUGGCUCCCAGCCAUCAAACAUGUCCUCUCAGUCAGGCUUUGAUUCCCAGGGAAGAGACUGAGCUGCCAGCACAACAAUGUCAGCCUGCUUCACAUCCACUAACCCAUUCUGACGCACAGAUAGCCCCCAGGAAUGUGGCCGAUCAUCACGCCCAGAGCAGGAUCCCACCCAACUGUGGAGUGACAGGCACAGCACCUUCCCCUCAGCACCAGGCCAAGCACACGCUGCCAGCACACACUCACACACAAACCAGCAUUCAGGCCCAAUCACACUCACAGACACAGACACUCAUUCAAACGCAGGCUGAUUCACACACACAAACACACACGCAGACGCCAGCUGCUGAACAACCUGGUCUUCCCCAUGUUGUAUUUCCUGCACAUGAAAUUCCCCUGAGUCCGUCUCAUACCUCGUAUCCCCCAUCAUCACUACCAUCCCACCACCCUGCUGCUACCCCUGCGCCAGAGCUGCCAACAUCUUCACCAGCAGCCCAGGUCACCUUACCAGGGCAGGCCAACUUCAUACCUACCUCCCCUUCUCCUGCCGCCGCCCUAGAGCUGCUUAAUUCUCAUGUCCCCAAACUGCCCCAAGCCUCGCUGCAAGACUGUGACAUUUCCCUGCUGGGCAUUUCUCAGGAUUGUCUACUGUCAAAUACAGAACGUCCUUCCUCAACUGGGUCUUUGCCAAGAAAUGAAGAAGAAGCUGUUUUGCUCUUAACUGAUGGGAAAUUAGAAAAAGUAAAGACCCAAAGAAGGGCUUCUACUCUGAGACCUGAAAAAGUUUCACAUCAGUUUCAACUUAGUAUGCUCCAGGUGUCAGGCAGUGGGGACAAUAUGGUGGAAUGCCAGUUGGAGACCCACAGUAACAAGAUGGUGACAUUUAAAUUUGAUAUUGAGGGGGAUGCGCCUGAGGACAUAGCAGAUUACAUGGUGGAGGAAGUCUUUGUCCUCGAUGUGGAAAAAGAGAUGUUUGUUGAGGAGCUAAGGGCCAUAGUAGAGAAAGCCCAGGAAAUUCUUCAUACACAUAGUGGAUCUUCUGAGCAGUUGCAAGUCAGCACUCCCACUAGCUCUACAUCCGACUCACAGCCACAUUCGUCUCCGGUGGGGCGUUGGCGCUUCUUUAUCAACCAGACCAUUCGCCACAGAGACUCUCUCUCAAGCCAGGGAGCAGCCACCACGCCACCCACCGCAGAAUCAAGGCCACUUCCACCCUCUACAACAGACAAAGGAAAUGAAGGAUUCCAGUGUGUAGAAUCCACCAGUGGGGUGUCCUCUCCACAUUGCCCCACUUCAUCUGACGUCUCCACUGUGUUAACCUCUGUUUCUGUUGCCCCUACUACUACACAGACGCCGUAUGCGACUGUAUCUGAAAGCAUCUCUGCACCAGCCUCCACCCUUGAGCCCCCCAACCCUCAAACUAUUUCAAGUGAUCUUGACCUGAUCCUUACCUCAACUUCUGAUGACCAAAGGCUCGGUGAGCCAUUACCAACAGCAACAUGUUCUGCCACCAACCUUACCACAAUGCUCACUGCUGCCAAAGGUGUGCCUCCCACAGCCCACACAGUUCAGACUGAUGUAACAGUAAACCACCCUGACUUGGAGCAUCUGCAGCAGGCACUUGGUCAAGGAGCCACUGCUCCACAACAGCUACAGCUUCAACCUGCACAGCAGCAGGCUCCAGUUGUACAACAGCAAUUACAAACAUUGCAUUUGGAGGAACAGGCCACACAUAAUCUACAAGCAACACCACAACAGCAACAGAUGCAAGAAGUGUACCAAGAGAAAAUUCAGCAAAUGCAGAAACAAAUAGUUUAUCAACAAACACCACAGAGUACUCCACAAGUGCUGCAGCAGUGUAAGAUACAACAGCAGGUCUUGGCACCCCCAGCCGCUAUUGUACCUCAACAGCAGCAACAAUUAAACAUACAGCAAAACAUAGACAUGCAGCAGCAGCAAAUUAUGCUACAGCAGCAGCAACAUCAGCUGUUUACGGGCAGCACUGCCUUUAAGUCUGAUCAUAGCCAAAUGUCGCCCCCGGCAGUGAGUCAACAGUUUUUUCAGGCACAACAAAAUGGUAGCCACAUGGUGCAGCAACAAAUCCCAAUUCCCGCCCAAGUGUCAAAACAGCAAUGUCAGACACAAAACCCAGAGCAACAGGAAGUGGUAAGUGCCGCAGACACACCUCAGAAACAGCAUCCGCUUCUCAAACAAUCAUCUCUACAGCACUCUGAGUCAGAGGUGUCCACAGGCGAGACGAGUGUGACAGAUGACACAGGCAGCUGCUCAGUGCCAUGUCAUCCUUCCUCAGACUCUUCUUUGCCACCUCUUUAUAUGGGAGCUACUGAAGCCUCCUUACCACCACUCUCCCUCACACUCACCCCAUCCCCUGCUCAGCCUUCCUCUGUGGCCGAGUCAGACAGCGAAGGUCCCCCGAAAAUAGAAUUUGUUGACAAUCGGAUAAAGACGCUGGAUGAAAAGCUGAGGAACUUGUUGUAUCAGGAGCACAGCAGUGGGGCGGCUCAGGCCGGGGGAGCUGCAUCUGUCCCAGCUGUUUCCACAUCCACAGGUGGAGAUGAGUCAUCAGAGCCGCUGCCAUUAUCUUUCCCGCCACCUGCCUCUAUCUCAGACACAUCUCCCCACUCCUCAUCUUCCACUACUUCCUCCACCACCUCCCAUUCCUCCUCCACCACCCCUGACCCUGAAAGUUGUGGAGGAGCAGAGGAUGCCUCCUCAGAAGUGCUCAACUCAGCAGAGCAGGCCCUAAUGGAGGAGCAACCUGGCCCAUCUCACCCGUACACCCACACCACGCUGCCUCCAGCCACUUUCCUCCCUUUCAGUCAGGAUUUCUCUGCAGGGGCCCAGCGCCCUCCAGUGCCAGGAGAACCAACCAUCCUUGCUGUGCGCCCACACUCUGACACCACUGGAGAAGCAUUGCGACUCUCUCUCCGUCAGCAACCGAUCCCCCUCCGGCAUGGACCGCAGCAACAUAAUGCAGGAGGUGGAUAUUUUGGCCUAAACCUGACAUGUCCUAGUAUCAAAAAUCCUGUUAGCAAGAAAUCCUGGACUCGCAAAUUCAAAAACUGGGCAUGCAAACUGCGCCAUUCCGCCAGCUUGUUCAAGAAGCCCAGAGUCCAGCAAGAGGGACGAUCCAUCAGUCAGUCUGUCAAGGAGGAGAAGGAGUUGACCCAACAUCCAUCUCAGUCACGCAAAGGACGAUUUCAAGUACAAGAAGUGACCGCGGUGCCUCAGUCCUCUCCGCCGAAACAUGCACCAUCAACAGGCCACGGCAGCACCCACAGAAAAGUUGGACGCUUCUCUGUAACAAAGGCUGAGACCCAGGAAGAAGACGACAAGAGUGACAGUUCCCCAGUGUCUCCUGUUGUGAUCAGAGAGAGGAGGAGAUCUCGGGCAAAGGAUGCAGAGAAAGAUGACAGCAAGAGGACUCCAGGGAUGACCCAUCUUUCUCGAGGUCGUGAGCACAGCCACUCCCCUGUAGGCAGCAGUGACGAUGAUAAUGAUGAAAGUGAAUUGGAGGAUGAAGACUUGAGGAGAGAACUGCACAAGCUUAGAGAGAAGCACAUCAAGGAAGUGGUGUCACUCCAGGCCCAGCAGAACCGAGAGCUCCAAGAACUGUACAGACAGCUUCGCUCCCAAAAAGGACAAAGGCAAAGUCUGCCAGCUUGCCUGUCUCGUACCCCUGCUCUUCCUACAGCGGCCCCAGUCCUUUCUCCUCGUAGGCCCAGGCCAGCCAAAACCAAACUGCGGCCCAGACCUCACUCUCACAUGGAUAACAAUGGAAUCACACAUGCCGGAUUCCAACAGUCAAGUAGUUUUUCGGGUGCCGAGCAGAGUGGAACUCCUCCUCAUGGCACUUCAGUGCCUGCUGAAAGAGGUGCUUGUUUAGAAUACACAGAUCAAAGCUCUUUAAGGAAAAACACAUUCACAGAUGAAUUGCACAAACUGGUUGAUAAUUGGACAAAGGAUACACUGGGCCACACCACACCCAAGCCUUCUCUUAAUCAGAUCAAGCAGAUUCAGCAAGUGCAAGAGUUGGGAGGCUGGACACAGCUGAUUGAGGUGACUCCUCCAGGUUGGUUUCCAUUGGUACCACUAAAUUCACAGGCAGCGCCAUCUGCUGCCAGCUUGUCUGUGGCAGCCCCUCCCUAUAGCAGCCUGUCUAUCUCUCCCGGAUCGUCGCAAACGCACACAGCUCAAGUGCCACAUAUGCAGCCGGAUUUACACCCCCAGGAGUUGACCUUUCAGCCGGCCCCAGCGUGCCAGCACAUACAGCAACAUCCCAUACAGUCGACACAGGCCAUCAUCCAGCUGCCCAGCUCGUCACCUCAAAACCAACCGCCGCUGCCUUCCCAAACGACCACGUCUCUAGUGUCCACAGCCGUGUCUCUGCAGCCUGCCAGUGGCUCCUCAGCACCCACCGAUAGCAGUGUUGCUAGUGGGGGGGCAUUUUGCUCCUGUUCCUCCUCAUCUUCAACCUGUUGCUCCUCCUUCUGUUCUAAAGCUGCUCUACCUUCCAGUGCCAAAAAUCACCCAACGCCCCCCACCUCCACUCCUCCGCUGGGACAGAAAUGAAACCAAGCUUGAGGUAAAUAUAAUGGUGCAAGAAGAGAUCUGAUGUAUUAGACUUGUGUGUGCAUGAAGGAGGUACAGUACCAUAACUGCAACCGAUGAUGACAAGAUGUGGGGAAUGAAUGUGAGAUAUGAUUGAUGAUCUGGUAUGUACAGAUAAAAGGCGACAUUGAACGCAGCACCUGAGCUUUGUGAAUAAUGGUAUGCGUGGGUCAUGAGAUGUACAAGAUCUUUAAUGUAUGUAUGUGAAAUGUGUGUAUGUUUAUGUGUGUGUGUCAGGACAUACAGUAUCCCCAACAAACGUUUUCUUUUCACUGUCAGACCUAAGCUCUCCCUAAAAAGAGACAAAAAAUGAUGUUUGGUGAUGUGUUCAUAACUUUUGUCAUUUGUUUCAGUUGGUCAAUGUUUGCGGUGAAAGGACUAUCAAUUUUAAAAGUGCAAUUAGUAAUGAUCAUUGGAAUUGAUCAGCAUGUAUUGUAAUAAUUUGUCUGUAAGUCAUAAAAUAUUUUCAUAUGCGUAUAUUGAUGAAACUCCUUGAGGAUCUUUUUAAAACAGCACAAGUUGCUUCAAUGGACCAAGAAAAAAACAUUAAAUCAACCCAGUACCGUUAUCUACUUACAAAAUUAACUUUUUACAACUCCUAAUUGAAAAGAUGAAGGAUUUCUGCCGCUUGUAGUAUGACUUUGACCCAAAUUAACCCAACUGUAAAAAUCUCACUGCACUACAUGUCAAAUACUAACCUAACCCGUUUUCAAAAUGUUGAUUUUUCACACAAAUUGCAAUUAGGUGUGUGACAUCUAGCCUUUGUUUUGUCAUAGCAUGGGAAAGCACAAUAGUGCUCACCAUCAUUAUAUACAGUCCACAACCAAAACAUUACACUGUUAUGCAAUUAAUAGUCUUGGACGGAAUGUGUUUAUCUUGUUUUCUAUGUUGGAAGAUGUGUGAUUAAAACAGAGUUAACAUACACCUGUGGUUCCCAAACUUUGUUACAGUGGCAUAUCCCUUCAGACAUUUGAUCUAACGCUAUGUACCCACUAUUCCUGCACACUUAAAAAAACAAACCUUUUUAUCUUAAUUCACUUGAAAUAAUGAACAUAAUUAAUUCAUUUUAUAGUCAUUCCUGGUCAAAAAUAUGUAUUUUGCAUGGUUACAUUUUGAUAAAGUUUCACAUGAGCACUGAUAAAUAGUUAAAUAAUCGUCCUACAUAUCUUUUAGUUCUGGUUGGAUUUUGGUGAUGAGAAACAUAGUUCCAGUUAGUUACUUAAGUACAUAGUGUGGCUUCUCAAAACAAUAAUAAAUUUGCAUCACAGAAAUGCCUCCUUGAAAAAUAUCAGACCUCACAAAUCGCUCGACUUUACUUUCUCUGAUGUCGUAUCAAUGCUUGCUAUCCGCUGUCCAUUGUUGUGUGUGUGAUGAAGAUGUAUCUGCCGCGAGUGUCGCAGCCAUCUUGUUUAUGUACGUGUUCCACAGCGAAUGAAGAUGUGAGGGUCGCAACCAUUUUUAUCACAUACACAACAAAGGACAGCCGAUAGCACUCAUUAAUACGGCAUCAGAGAAAGUAAAGCCAAGCGAUUUGUGAAGUCUGAUUUUUUUUCGAGGCAACUCUUUUUGUGAUGCAAAUGUAUUACUCUUUCGAACACAUUUUGUUUUGAGGAGCCAAACUAUUUACUUAAGUAACCCCAAUUACUAAGCGAAACUAAGUUUCUCAUCCCCGAAAUCCGACCAGAACUGGGCUCACCGGGACCAAGUGGGGGCUAAAUCACUGUUGAUGCACUACACUGCUGAAGGGUAUGUCAUACAACUUCAUGUCAAAAAAUCGAACUAUCCCUUUAAAUCUGCAAAUUAUUUUAAUAUCAAAUUGAAGAGGAAAGUUUAACAAUCAUGAUAAAGCAGUAUCAGAAGUACAAAAAUACAUACAACCAACAAUAAAGCCUAAUUUUUGGAGGAAUCCCCACUAAGUUUUCACCACAUCCAGGGAUUGGAACACCAAUAUAAAUGAAAUCUUCAAGAUUAAACACUAUUAAUGCACAAAAUAAUCAUAAAACUUACUUAUUUGUUCAUGAAAUGCACACAGAGCAAUUAACAACUUCAUGCUCUGUCUCCUUUCUGCUCUGUUGUCCCUGAGUCGCGAUUGUGAGUUUUAGGCUAAUUGUUUUUCCUUUUUAUUCAUAUACCCCCUAUGACAACCGGUGUACCCCUGGCGGUACGUGUCCCCCACUUUGGGGGACACGUACACAACCUAGGCCAUACACAACCUAGGCCAUACACUAUGAAACAAUCCUGCACAAAAUCAUUAGAAUUUUUCAUGUAGCUAAAUAAGGUACCCAAAAUAUUAGAAACAGUUGUCAGUAUGAUGCAGUGAAGUUCUACACCUCAGCUAAUAACAACAAUCAAUAGACAUAUUGUGAAGGUAAUACUUCUCUUAUGGUGUCGCUCAAAACGGAGCAUUAUUAUCCUUGUAAAGGCUGACAUAGGUCUUGCGAUUCUGUGUGCACCAAAUAAAGUGUCAACUCUGUGUAAAUUAAUUCAUAUGCCCCAGAUUUGGAAAGUCUGUCUCAUGUCCCGGCACAAAUAAAUUCCGCUUGCAGACUACUUGAUAAAGCCCACAAAAAUAGUUAAUUCAUCUUUCACAACUAAAUAGUUUUUCUUCUCAGUUUAUCCUUUACAAACUGUGGUGUUGUGGAGAAGGUGGAAAAAUAACUGCAAAGUUAUUUUGAACACGGGGAGCCCAUAUUGCCUUUUGAAAUAUCUGCAUUUUUUAGUGUGCAUGUUAGAUUUUAUGUUUGACACAAAUAUAUGAUGGACUCACAUUAGAUUACAUUUUAAGUUGCCACCCUUUGAAAUUCGCCUGUUGAGCAUCACUGGGCCAACAAAAAAAAAUUAAAAAAAACAAAUGAUAACUCUUUUUUUCCCCAAGUAAAGUAAACAUACAUUGUGCUGAUUAUUGAUUUGAUGUGUACUUGACUGUCAAACUUGCAAACUGUCAUAAGAUGAACUAUGGACUAUUCAUGUGCUGAAUGCACACUGCAAACAAUUAAAAACAGACGGCUCCAUCCUUCUAUUUUACUUCUCUAUAAGCAGAUACAUAUGUGACAUUUGAUUGGCUUAGCAGCCCAUUUAGCCAUGGUCAGGUUUAUGCAUAUUUGCAGUCUAAGCAGUUUUUUGUAAGACUGUUUUUUAAGAACAUGAAUGGUCAAGUAGCAAUAGUUAAUUUUGACAUCAAUUACAAUAUAACAAUUGUUUUCUGUAUGCUUUUCAUUCGAGAAGGUCAGAUCCUUUGCUGUCAUGUCUGAUACUAACAUUUUGACAAUAUGCUAUACAAAACAGCUUCAUUAUCAUGUUUCAUGAUGUGGGGCAGCCGCCAUUUUACCAAAAUGUUAUCUAAAAAAAACAAUAACAGCAAAAACAUGAAGAUUAUUUUUGUAUUUUCUAAAGAUGGUGUUAAAUUGUAAAAUGUCACUAUGGCCAUGAAAAACAAGAUUUUAAAGAGAUUAAACACUGGUUCUCAUGCUUGUUUCCAUGGGACUUCUUUUUCAAUACCUCUUUGAGUCCUCACAGAGUCCUUUUAGGAUUUUUGGCCUUUAUUUCUGUUUAAUCACCUGAAAUAAAAUAACAUACCUCCUAGGCUAUAUUAAACUUACACAUGGAUGCAAAAAAGUCAAGGGAGUCCCUUUAAGGCAUGACUGAGAACCAACAAAAUCCUAAAAAUACAAAGUAUGCUGCUGAUGAUUGACCUUCUGUACAUUGUAACAAAAUCAACUGUUAUGUUUUGUAACUAAUCAAAAUAAAUGAUGUCAAACGUCACAA